AAGACAACCAAGCGCCGUGAUCCGUUACGCGGGUUGAAUCAAACGUUUCUUCAUUUGUUUUGAUAAAAUAGUUGAUUUAUUAAAUAGCUAAUCAACUGAGCUUUAAGUUAUGUGUCUCGGUUUACUUCGAUGGUCUGCGAGACCCGUCGCGCGACUAAUUUACUUUCAGUUUGGCCAAAAGGAAGUUAGCGCAAAUUAGACUGUGAGGCUGGAUGUGUGAUCAUGGAGGCCAGAGGUGAUGAAGAGGUUGCAGAAAACCAAAAUAAUCGCUCAUCUAACGCUAAUGUUUGUCCUUCCGAGUCCAGAGAUGAGAGGUCCAAUGUGUCUCCAGAAAACAGGGAUGUGGAUGAAGAGGGUUUGUUCAUUCACCACUCUGCCACUCUGACCAACAGGCAGCGUGGGAAUGAGGUUACAGUACGCCCAGCAACAUUAGACUCUCUGUCCAUACACCAAUUGGCAGCUCAAGGCGAGGUUUCACAAGUGGCUGCACACCUGAGUAAAGACAGUUCACUGCUCAGCAAACAGGAUGAACGGGGCUUUACGCCUCUCAUGUGGGCAGCAGCGUUUGGGGAAAAAGCAGUGGUGGAUUUUCUCCUGGAAAAGGGCGCGGACCCCAAAACAAUUGCAAGAGAGCGAGAGAGUGCCCUGACUCUGGCCAGCUCUGGAGGUUACGUGGACAUUGUCGAGUCUCUUCUCAGACACGGAGUAGACAUUGACACAUAUGACUGGAAUGGUGGGACUCCUCUUCUUUACGCUGUCCGAGGGAACCACAUCAAAUGUGUGGAGGCACUCUUGGCCAAAGGGGCCGACAUGACCAUCGAAUCGGACUCUGGGUACAGUCCGAUGGCCUUAGCUGUUGCCCUGGGACACAAAAAGAUUCAGAAAGUGUUAGAGGACCAUAUCCUGAAGCUCUACAAGCCACCAACAUGACACUAGUUAGAACAAAUAACUGGAAAUAACCUUCUGAGGAUGCCAGAUCUACAACCAGCCAUCACUGGUAGUAUAAUGACAAAGUAACCCGUGUAACAACAGCAAGUCAUGGUAACAGAUAGGUACACACGCAGAGACAUUUACACUGAGUAAAAGUACUUCUGUUAUUUUAGAAAUGGUUUAUUUCACUGAUGUGUACGUUGUAUCACAAUGUGCAGAAACUUUGUACAAACAAGGACUAAAAUGCUACGCUGUGCAGCAGAAUUAUUUUGUUUGAGAGAAAGACAGCACAAAAAGGAUUGUAA
Plectropomus leopardus (leopard coralgrouper) is the source of this 1235-nucleotide messenger RNA. It is a transcript of the gene rfxank, whose product is annotated as regulatory factor X-associated ankyrin-containing protein. Gene Ontology annotation, cellular component: nucleus. NCBI's taxonomy places the organism in Eukaryota, Metazoa, Chordata, Actinopteri, Perciformes, Serranidae. Gene Ontology annotation, molecular function: protein binding. Gene Ontology annotation, biological process: positive regulation of transcription by RNA polymerase II. The record is from RefSeq and is a predicted model, not a curated record.